AUGCGAACUGAGGCCCAAAGGGGAAAGACUUCCACACAGAUCUAAGCCAGCUGCCCUGUUUUAAACACUUCACUGCAAGAGGAGUGGAAGAGAGGGGGAACCCGCAUGCAUCCCCCCUACCAGUGUGCUCAGAGUACACUGGCAACGCAGCUGCCAGCUCUACAAACAGCAGACGAGCAGCUACAAAUGGUAAAUUUAAAGCUUUGCUGUUAGGUAAAAGGCCGGUCUUGGAGUCCUGCUUCAGAUUCUCAGGACCCAAAGGGCACUUGCUGCCCUGAGAGGGGGUCGUUCAAGCAAACUGACCCUUGGGGUUAAGUAGAAUCAGUUUGUGUGAAGCUCUGUGGAGGAGGGGAGGAGGGAACAGGCAGCAGUUAGUGGGAGGUGGGAGGCCACGGUGGGGCUCCUGCACUGCUCAAGAAGGAGACGAAGCAGUCGCCGGGAAGCGGGGGAAAGAGGAGGAGAAUGGCCACGGGAGAAAUCACAACACUUCCCUCCACACCUGAAGACGGCGGCAGCGGCGGCUUUCCUCCUGGAAACUUCAAGGAUCCCAAAAGGCUGUACUGUAAAAACGGGGGCUUCUUCUUGAGGAUAAAGUCUGACGGGGGAGUGGAUGGAAUCCGGGAGAAGAACGACCCCCACAUAAAACUUCAACUCCAGGCGACCUCCGUGGGUGAGGUGGUGAUCAAAGGAGUUUUUGCUAACCGCUAUCUGGCGAUGAACAGAGACGGACGACUGUUUGGAGCGAGACGAGCUACGGAUGAAUGCCAUUUCCUGGAGCGGCUCGAGAGCAACAACUACAACACCUAUCGCUCCAGGAAGUACCCGAACAUGUAUGUGGCUCUGAAGCGGACAGGCCAGUACAAGUCCGGAAACAAAACGGGACCGGGUCAGAAGGCCAUUCUCUUUCUUCCAAUGUCCGCCAAGUGCUAA
Molecule: messenger RNA, 930 nt
Organism: Seriola aureovittata
Lineage: Eukaryota; Metazoa; Chordata; Actinopteri; Carangiformes; Carangidae
Gene: fgf2
Product: fibroblast growth factor 2
Exons: 3
Coding region: 463-930 (155 amino acids)
Biological process (GO): cell differentiation; fibroblast growth factor receptor signaling pathway; animal organ morphogenesis
Cellular component (GO): cytoplasm
Molecular function (GO): fibroblast growth factor receptor binding; growth factor activity
Source: RefSeq, a predicted model, not a curated record